AUGAACAUCAGCCUUCGAUCCAGUCAGUCCUCCUACGGAGACCCUCGCUAUCUAUCUACCGCUACCGUCUCCGAUGUCCACGGCCCGCCUGCCAAAUCCCUAGUCGAUGGCUAUCGCGAUGCCCUUCACCCCGAGGAGGACCGCCCGCGGUACAAUCCGCUCAACCCAGCUCACCCGCGCAGCUCGGCUCUCCUAAAUCCCAAAGAUCCAGUCAUGAUGUACCUUCUGACCGAAACCGCCAUCGGCGAUAGCACCAACUACGAGGUCCUCUCCUUCGACGAGGUGGAGCAACUAAAGAAAGAGCGCUCUCUCCUAUCAAACCGUAUCGAAAGCACCAAGCGGAAACUCGCCAUGGAAACCAAGAUUCGCGACGCAGCCCAAUCUCUCGGUCGACUCUACAGCCCCCGAGCCCCCGGAGUAGCGGCGAGUACGGCGCCAACGUCGCAUCGGCGAAGCCGGAGUAUAUUCGGGCGGAGUGGUGCUGCAGAAGCCCUGGAUAAGAGCGACUCGGAACUCGCAAUGAGCCAGCGGAGAUGCGAAGAGCUGGCGCAAGAGCUGUGGAAGUUGGAACAAAAGUCCAAUCUGAUCUCUCAGCGCUUGCUCGAGCAUACCGCGGGUGUCUUGCAGAUGACCCACAAGGGUCUGAAGAAGACCCCAAAAAAUGUGGACGGUUCGGACGGGUUUGACGAUGGGUACGACUUUGACGAUCGCAGCCUGUACCGGACAACGGAGCAUCUGGACACUUAUGGGAUGAAUGGGAGGAUAGAGAAUGUCUCUACCGGUCCGACGGUGGAUCCUGAAUCUCAGAAGAGGUUGGAGGAGCUGAGCGAGCGCCUCUGCAAUAUGAUGAUUCAGGCCAACCCGAAUGAAUUCGUCGAACCACCACCUCACCCGGGUUCAUCCAAUAUGGAAGCACACAUCGCAUACCUGGAGCAUGGCCUGCAAUCGCUCCACUCCGUUGGCUCCGCUAGAGCCUUGCCAGUCGAUUCCGAUGUUGCCCCCGAGACCGAAGGCGCAUGGAAGCUGCAACUCACGGAGAUCAACAACCGAGUUCAAAGCAUUGUCGACCGUUUCGGCUUGACCCGUUCACCGACUCUACCUCCGCCUCCUGCUGCGUCGGAUGGUGAAGGUCUGCAGGAGCAGCUGUCGUAUCUCCAGGCUGGCGUGGAUGGUCUCGCCAGUCGAGUCGAUGGAUUGUUGGAGCAGAAGAGCAUCCUCACCACUCAAAUCCAGCAGCAGCGUGAGCUCAACAGCAAGUCUGAUGCGGAGCGAGAUGCUCAUAUCGCCGACUUGACCGAACAGCUGGCCCAGGUGCGUCGAGACUACGAGGCUUCCGAGGAUCAGAGCCAGGGUCAUCGGGACGAGAUAGUUGUGAUCAAGCAGCAGCUGGAGGCUCUGCGUCACGACGGCUCCCCUGCUGAUGAGAUUAAGGCUUCCCUGGCGCAGGCUGAGGGCGAGAUCGCGCGCUUGCAGGGUGUCGUGGACUCGCUGCAUGCCGAGGCUGAUUUGCGUGCCGAAGAGGUCAGAGAGGCACACGACCGCACGGAAGAAGUCAGGGAAGCCAACGAGCGCGCCGGGCAAGAAGUCGCCCAGCUCGAUGCCGAAAUUCAACAGAUCCGCAGCGAGUCCGAUGCUCGCUUGAGAGAGGUGCUUGAUCAGCGCGAUCAAGCUGAUGCUCAGCUGAAGGAGAUCCUUGACCAGCGCGACCACGCUGAUUCUCAACUGAAGGAGAUCGUCGAGCAACGUGACCAGGCCGACGCUCGCGUGAAGGAGGCGUUUGAUCAGCGCGAUCAAGCCGAAGAGAACGCUACUCGCCUGCAGAAGGAGAUGACGGAGCUCGAAGGCGAGGUCGUGCGCAUCACCACUGAACUCACCAUGGUCAAGGCUGAGCUCGACGGCGCAUACGGUACCCGUGCCCAGCGUGCCGCCGAGGUGGCCGCCAACCCCGAGAUCCAGAAGGAGAUCGAUAGCCUCCAUACGCGCAACAUCGAAUUGACCGAGGAGCUUGCCAUGCUUAAGGGCCAGCAAGGCGGUGGCGACCUUCAACAACGGGCUGAUACCCUUGAGAAGGAGCUCCGGGAGACUCUUGAUGAUUAUGAGGCCAUGACCAAGGCCAGUAUCGAGUUUGAGAAGGAACGCGAACAAUUCGAGAGUCUUAUUGAUUCGAUGCGGGAUCGCUGUGAGCAGCUGGAGCAACAGCUUAGCGAGGAGCGUAUCAACUGGAUGAAUCUGAACAGCCCGGGCUCCGUGGGCCGUGAUGGAUCGUCCGAGACUACAUCGACGAUGGUACUGAAGAAUGAGUUCAAGAAGAUGAUGCGUGACACGCGCAACGAAAACAUGAAGAUCCUUAAGAGGGAACAAGAAGAGCGGCGCAGAAUCGAGGGUCUCCUCCGAGCCCUCAGAAAAGAGCACGCUCAAGUGACCGGCAAACCCAUGGCCAGCCCCGUUGGCACUCCAUUAUGA
Penicillium cataractarum is the source of this 2463-nucleotide messenger RNA. RefSeq names its product involucrin repeat protein. The record is from RefSeq and is a predicted model, not a curated record. Bases 1 to 2463 code for a protein of 820 amino acids. NCBI's taxonomy places the organism in Eukaryota, Fungi, Ascomycota, Eurotiomycetes, Eurotiales, Aspergillaceae. The transcript is spliced from 4 exons.